Messenger RNA from Salarias fasciatus (jewelled blenny), 5752 nucleotides. It is a transcript of the gene prag1, whose product is annotated as PEAK1 related, kinase-activating pseudokinase 1. The transcript has 6 exons. Gene Ontology annotation, molecular function: ATP binding; protein kinase activity. Bases 281 to 4360 code for a protein of 1359 amino acids. Lineage: Eukaryota; Metazoa; Chordata; Actinopteri; Blenniiformes; Blenniidae. The record is from RefSeq and is a predicted model, not a curated record. Gene Ontology annotation, biological process: protein phosphorylation.
ACACACUGACACACACAGCAGCAGCAGCAGCAGCAGUGUGCCCAGCAGCUCCCAGACCCCCUCUCUUUCACCUGGAACACCUCGACACAGGCGGAUAUCUGCUUUUCUGCGGGGAUCAGAGGAGCUGCUUUGGACCUGAUCGUCAUUUUUUUUAAUCUGAAGAUCUUUUUUUUUUUCUUGCGUUGAGGAGAAAGUCCGAGCAGCCAUGAGAGUUCCCCCCGCGUCUGCCGGAUACCUUCACAGCGACUUCUGACCCAAGCCCGUUCGAGCAAACCCAAAGAUGUCAGCGUGCAGCGACUUUGCAGAACACGUGUGGAAACCCGGCUCUUGUAAGAACUGCUUCCACCCGCUUAGCGCGCACAAGACCCUGUCGGAUGGCAGCGCGCCAGCUGCGUGUUUGAAGGGCAGCCUGGGAGGAGAUGAGGAAGCUGGAGUAACGGCGCCUUCGCUCUACAGCAAGCCAACCAUCGCUGUCAAACCCACCAUGAUAAGCGUCGACACCAACGACUCAACUGACAUCAACAUGAACAUAGAGCAGGAGAAUGCAAAGAGUCCAGCAGACCGACUGGCUCUGAAGAAGCUGUUAGAUCUGUCGCCUCUUUACAUUGACAGUAACGGCUGCAGCAAGACCCUGAGAGAAACGGUUCUUCAGAGCCCAGAUGCCAAGACGGACUACAACAACUGCUUUUCUGUGGCUCCUUUGUCACCCACUGUUCUGCCCAAAGAAUCCAUGAUCAUCAGCAGUAUCUUUGUAACCCAGGAGGACGGCAGAGGUUUGCAGAAUUUAAAGAUAAAUGCCAAUGUGGACUCCUGCAAGCAGCAGGCGAGUGUGGCUGCUAUCAAAACCAAGAGCACUUAUAAUGGAAAUGGAGUGGCUACCAGGGCAAAUUAUCCAGAGUCCCAUCUGGCAUCUGUGGAGAUACCUUUGUCAGUGGAUAUAGCUCCGUCCAGUCCCGCCAAAGUUUAUAGCAAUGGUGUAAACACUGGGAGUAUGACUGUUACCACGAAAACAUCCAGCACUUCUACCGCUUCCUAUACGUCAGUUAUAAGUGUGGAAACUACUACGCUCACGAGCCCGACGUCCCCAAAGUCUGUUCCCGUCCUGUCCAAACAGAACAGCCUGUCAGACUCCUCCUGCUCCUACCGUAGCAGUACAGAUUCCCUCCAUGGACCAGAGGGGUCAGGAGGAAGAGGAGAGAGGUCAGGAAGCCCCCAAAGCCCGCCGGCCAUCGGCAGCCCAAAGUCGACUCCCAGCUCUCCUGACGGACAAACAAACUCGGAACCAAUUUAUGCCGAGAGCACCAAGAAAAAGCGCAGGCCGCAAGAGAACGGACAGCAGUCCCAACCCGAGUCACCCAGCCAGACCCAGCAGUCCCCGUCCUCUGAGCAGGAGCCGUCGGGAGACAGUCAGAGGGCGACUAUCACCGUGAUGGCCGCUCACACGGAGGACACCAACAAGACUUUCUACCUGAGCAGCCCAGACUCGGCCGUCAGCACCCAGUGCCACUUCAGCCCCGCCGCGCGUAAAGACCCCAGCAGCCCGGCCUUCCGCUGGCCCAGCCCCAGCCACAGCUCGCCCUCUUUGGCCACCGAAGCCUUCCUCACCCCCACUGUGCACACCAAACCCCAGUCCAGCCCACCCAUUCCCCCGAAGAGGAGCAGCCGCUCCCCCAAACUGGGCACGUCCAGCCUGUCUCCGUCCAUGUCUUCCCCGGUUCCUCUCCCCGACCUUCCCCGGCUGGGCGCCUCCAGCCUCUCGCCGUCUCUCUCGUCCCCGGUCCCGCUGCCUGAACUGCCCAUGCUUUUUCUCGUCUCUGCGCGGGAGGGUCACUUCAAGGUCCCCACGGAGAACCACGGCGCGCCUUCCGAGCGCUGGCACAAGCAGCACCACCACAGCUCUGGAUGGAACUGCCGCAUCGAAGAGGAGGAGGAGGAAGAGGAGAGGGAGCGAAAAGAGAUGGAGAAGAAGAAGAAGCUGGCUGCCAGCUCGGGGACAACCUCUCGUGCGACGGGCCCGGUCAAUGGUGCUGCUGUCUGGAAGGAGGCCAGGGACUGGAAGGCCCACAGCAGCCCCCCUCUGAUGACAGAGCCAGGCACGGCCCCCUCGGCCUCCCCCAACAAUGGUGCCUGUCAGGGGGAAACUGAGGGCACCAGCGCAGAGGAGGAGGGCAAGCAUAUCGGGAGCAUGCCGGCCAAGCAACCGUUGCAUGGAGGUUCAUCAGAGCUGCUGGCAGCCGGGAAAGGAGCUGCCAACAAUGAGCCCAACCCGCCGCCCCCACCACCCAAGAAACUGCACAGAGUGUCCGGUAAGAUGAGUGGCAGCAACAUGGAGCUGGACCGCUGCAGUCAGCAGGGCUCGGCGUGGAGCCCCACUUCCUCCCUGCGGGGCCUGAGCAGCAGCAGCCUGCCGACCGCCUCCACCGACAACCUGACAGCUGACGCCGGCUCCCGCGAUGCCGCACGCCUGUCGUGUUCGUCGCCGUUCACCAGGAGUCCAGUGGCGUCGGCUCCGGGGUCUCCGCACCCGCCUACCGUCAGCAGCUCCGGCAGCCAACCGCCUCCUCUCCCCGAGAAGAAGAUGGUCAACCGUACCGUCUCGGCUCCCGACAGCGCCAACGGGAAGCCAUUCGCCCGGGGCUACCCGCGCCUCCCGUUCACCGGCUCGGAGAGCAAUGUGUGUCGCUCCACCGACGCCAGCUCCUGGUCCAGCUUACCGUCCAGCCCCGUUGAUCCGCGGCCCAUCUUCUCCUCCAACGAGUCCCUGGAGCGCUGCCACGCCCCGCUAGGCCGGUCUUCCAGGUCCCGGACUUUGGAUGAACCCCUCAAGACUCACGGGCGGCUGGGGGUACACUGCCGAAGCAGCAUCACGUGCUCCUCCUCCCCCCAGCUCAGUGCCCCUUUCUCAGCCUCGGAACCGGGCUUAGCCCCCAAUCUGGGGUCAAGCUUGCAACUCCAGACCCUCCUGAGUAACAUUGACAGCAGAGAGGGGGUCUACUCCAAGCUGGGCGGCCUGUAUGCGGAGUCUCUCCGGCGCUUGGCUCUAAAAUGCGAGGAUCACUUCACCCGCUCCCAGAAGAACCCGCUCCGGUUCGAGGAGAGCAACUGGUCCCUGUUCAGGCUCACGUCCAACAAGCCCAGCUGCAACGCCGGGGACGCCGUUUACUACUCUGCUGCCUGCGCCUCAGACCCCAGCAACUCCUACGCUGUCAAGAUCUGCAAGAGUCCGUCCACAGAGACCAAGCAGGGCCAUCUGUAUGGCCUGUCGGUGCAGCAGAGCAUGCCUCCUCACUUCAACCUCCAGCAGGACUGCGGCCACUUCCUCGCCUGCGUCCCCCAGAGCAUGCUGCCUUCCGACGAAGUCAACCCCCCCUCCGCGCCCGCCCCGUCCACGCCUCAGCCCUCCGCGCAGGGCCAGCAGGCGGAGCGGGAGCGGGUGGUGGUCAUCACCCCGGAGAUCCCCCACCAGACGGCGGCCGACUUCGUCCGGGAGUGGGAGGGCUUCCACAAAGCCCAGCCGGAGGUGUACGAGCGCCGCGUGUGCUUCCUGCUGCUGCAGCUCUGCAACGGCCUGGAGCACCUGAAGGAGCACGGCGUGACGCACCGGGACCUCUGCCUGGAGAACCUGCUGCUGGUGCCUCACCAGCGCCGGUCGUCCCAGUUCAGCCACCAGGCCGCCGCCGACGGCGUCUCCAACGGCAACGGGCCGGACGUUCAGCGCCACCUCCCCCGGCUCCUCAUCAGCAACUUCGCCAAGGCCAAGCGGCGCUCCUCCGAGGACGCCGCCUCCACCAACGUGGACCCGCGCGUCAAGCGCGACCACGCCAGGCUGGCGCCCGAGAUCGUCUCGGCCGCCCAGUACCGCAAAUUCGACGAGUUCCAGACCGGCAUCCUGAUCUACGAGCUCCUCCACCAGCCCAACCCGUUCGAGGUGAGCCCGGCGCUGAAGGAGCAGGACUACCGGUGCGAGGACCUGCCGGCCGUGCCCGCCGUCUCCCUCUACUCCGUGGGCCUCCAGAAGCUGGCCCAGCUCCUCCUCCAGCCCGACCCCAUCAAGCGCAUCCACAUCCAGGAGGCCAAGCGCGUCCUGCAGAGCCUGCUGUGGGGUCCCAGGAGGGACCUGAUGGAGCAGCAGUGGGAGCGGCACGGGCAGGCGGGCGGCUUCGCGGACGGCUCGCGGCACGAGGGCCUCCUCAACUGGCUGGACGUGAAGCGAGCCCUGCUGAUGAUGAAGUUCGCCGAGCGGUCGCUGGAGCCCGAGAGGAACGCCGAGCUGGAGGACUGGCUGUGCUGCCAGUACUUCUCCUCGGCUCAUCCCCUGUCGCUCUGCCACACCGCCGAGCUGCUCUACUCGCUGAAGUGACGCCUCACCUUACAGAAAAACAAACUGUGUGGAUUUGUGUGUAUGCACAACGACCAACGGUGUUAAAGCUACUCUUUGAGACGCUAUGGACGGGGCCCCGAAAUGUGCGAAAACAACCGCCCAAGAAAACUGUGAACUCGCCCACCUGUCUGCGCCACUUCUACAUGCAUGAGAGCCGUUUGUUGAGUCAGCUGUCCACUUUGUACCGUACACUUCUACACCAUCGGCGUCACGCUGCAGGCCGUCAACAAGAGGAAGUGGCCUCUGAAAACUGUCACUGAAAUAUGGACCGAAUGACAAUAUUUCACACCUAAUCACUUUAUUUUUUAACAAGCGAUGCUAAUGAGAACGUCCCAUAAAAGGAGAAUCGUGAACAUGACUCAUGUUUGUAAUACACUUACCAAAGUCCCAUGGUUGACACUGUAUUACACGUACUUUAUAAGUAUCAGUGGAAGCAUUUUCAUGCUCUGAGGACAAAUAAUCCAUAACCCUUCUGCGUGUUGAUGCUGUGUCGUAUCUGAAUGUGCAGCUAACUCUGUCUCGGUGUGUACGGCUCACUGGUCACGGGCACAUCGUCCUGUGCUGUAUACUGUGUGAACAGGCUUCAACUUCAUCUGCAGAAUAGCUCUUUUUUUUUGUUUUCUUUCUGUGGAUCCUGGUUUACUAGUUGGAGUGAUCAAGGCCGAUCUUUCAGAAGUGUGUUAAAUUGGCCAAAAAAACAUGUUUCGGAAAUGGCUUCUACUGAAUGGACGAUUCCCGGUUUUCCACGAUAAUUACUUUAAGCAUAUAUAUUUAAGUCUUUUGACAUUCGUCGCAGUGCCUUUUGGUUUUUUUUUUGUACAUGUUACCGUGACUCAAGCCAAAUGUAAAUAUUACUCAUUCGUCCUUUGUGAAACUGGCCUUUCACAGAAUGUUUUAGCAACAUCUUUGUACAGUGAUUUGUAGAUGAUAUGAGAGAAAAUGAGCCCAAGCAGGUCUUAAAAAGCCAUGAAUAUGAGGAGGAAUUAAAAAUAUUUAUAUUGUAAUUUGUUAUCCUGUAGUAGUCACUGGAAGUUUUCAGUUUUUUUAUUUCAAUAUGUGGAUUAUUACGGUUUUUUUUCUUCUUUAUUUGCCACAGCAGUUGCUGGGUCUCUCUUUCUUUUUCUUUUGUGGGCUGCAGAGAGAACGCUUCAGGUUCUGAAGUUUUUAUCCCCAAUAAAUAAUUUGCUACUAAAAGUCCAGAGAGGCAAAAAUGUUAACAGCCUGCAGAGUGCAGGUUUUUCUCCAUGACUGACUGGAGCCGAGAGACAGCAUGGCCUGAACUCAUAACUAAUGCGGUUUUGAUCUGAACUACUUUAUGUGUGCCUCACUUAUUUGCAUCCAUCAAUAAACUGUGCAUAUAUUUUUCUCACA